Molecule: messenger RNA, 11114 nt
Organism: Portunus trituberculatus (swimming crab)
Lineage: Eukaryota; Metazoa; Arthropoda; Malacostraca; Decapoda; Portunidae
Product: (E3-independent) E2 ubiquitin-conjugating enzyme-like
Exons: 26
Coding region: 29-4327 (1432 amino acids)
Source: RefSeq, a predicted model, not a curated record
AGCUCAAUUGACCACCUCACAGUCCAACAUGGCGCAGGAGUAUCAAUACUUCUACGAGGAUGAAGUGUACAGAUUUAAUAAAAAGGGAAAUCUGGAGCUUGGAAUGGUAUUGGAAAAUGCAGAGUUCGUGUCUAGUGAUGAAGAAUCUGAUGGUGACGAGGAGGACAAGGUGACGAAGGGUAGCAUCAGGGUGGCCUGGUAUCCAAAGGGGGAGGAACAGGUGCUGCCGGAGAGAAAGGUGGGGUUGGCGGACCGGUCACUGAUGCCAGGGGAUGUCGUGCGGCGGCUUAUACGAGGCAAAGACACGCAGAGAGGCUACUGCCGACAAGUGCACGUUACCUCCAGCGUGCAGGUGGUGGGGACAAACCUGGUGAUCCUCAAUGUUGACAGCAAUGAUCUCACACCCUUAGAGGAAUUCACAACGGACAUUGCGGUGGCCCUGGACUCAUGGGUGGGGAUGGUGCACAUGGUGAAGUGCCGCCUGGUGAUGGUGUGCAGCGAUGGCUCCCGCUGCAUCAUGUCAGACGGAGAGGCGCUGGAGCUGGAUGACCUGAGGGACACACGAGACAGGGUUAGACUGGAUUCAGAAUUCCGUCGCUAUGACUUCUACCCUGGCCAGCAGCUGGUUGGUUGUGCUGUUAACUUUGAGCAGGCCGAGUGGAUGCAUUGUACCAAGGAGAUGGAGACAGCACUUGCCAAGCCACGCAAGACCAUCAAAGUAACUGUGGAGCAGGUGCAGGUGGUGCAGCUCGGUGUUCGGUGGCAGUGCCGUGCGUUCUCCAAUGAGCCAAAUAUUGACAAAGAACAACCAAAGUACCUUGUUCAGGGAGAAGAUCUCAAGAGAGUGAAGAUGCUGAAUGUGUUUGAGCCAUGCACUCUUCAGCUGGGUGACCGCAACUACUAUUCCUCCAAAGAAGGUGACGUGAUCAUGACUCGAGACCAGUGGCGGCGGCUCAUGGCAGCUCAGCUCUCAGCAGACCACACCAAUCCAUGCCCACUCAGGCCACGUCCACCUAAGAAUAAAUCAAAAAGAAAAGUUCGGUCUGUAUUAGCUGGUGCUGUUGAGGUGAAUCCAGAUCCUCCUGUUGUUCCACCUCAAGCAAGUGAAAAUACAGAGUUUGAAGUGACAGUCAUAAAGGAUGUGGAAGGUGCUGAUGGAGGUGUCCCUGUGGAGAACAACAAGGAGGACGGCACUAAUGACAGCGAUGGUUACAUUGAUGUGGACACAGAUGACUGUUCGGACACUGCCUCCAUCAGCAGUGGUGCUUCCACAGGAUCCACUGGGAAACGCAACAAGAAAGGUCCUGCAUUAAUGACAAAAAUGAUGAAGAAACGUAAACUUAAAAGGGCCAAGAGGAAAGCUCCAAGUGAGGCCGCCACCAUCAAGCCAGGUGACCAGCUGGUGGUGGAGACAUUGAUGACAACUUCAAAGGCGGAUGUAGUGUGGCAAGAUGGCACCUUGGAGAAGGCAAUCCUGUCAACUGUUCUCUAUCCAAUCCACCAUCUUGAUGACCAGGAAUUCUUUCCUGGGGACUUUGUGGUGGAGCAAAAAGACAACAUAGACCCACAUGAGUAUGGCGUUGUGCAGAAGGUAGACCAUGCUGGCAGAACUUCCAUUGUGAAGUGGUUCAGAACCUACACUGCUGGAAGUGAUCCACAACCUCAGCUUCUGAGUCAGCAAGAGAUGAGUGUGUAUGACUUGAGGGAUCACCCAGACUUCCGCUACCGUCCUGGCUCAGUAGUUAUCAGGGUCGCCAACUUUGAAGAGAACCAGAACUGUUACACUGGACAAGUGCUGGACAACUUUCCCAGUGGAGAAGUGAGUGUGUGGUGGGUGGAUGGCCAGAAGUCAGUGUGUUACCCUCAGGAUUUGUAUAAAGUUGGGGAAUACGACUCUGAUGAAGGAGAACUUUGGGAUGACACAGCUUCAGAUGAGUCAUGGGAGACAGAGAGUGAACACUCUGUCAUUGCAGAAGAGAGUGAGAGUGAGAGUGAAGGUCUGCUGAAGACCCGCCUCGUUGCCAACAUAGAGAAGGCGCGGAUAGCCAUGAGCCGCCUUGAGGAGAUAUUCACUCAGAAUCCAGCACUCCAGACAACAGCAGUUAUGAAGCAGCUUUUAGAUUGCUAUAAAGAGUGCAGAUACAUGGACAAGCUGAUGGGCACAAGCUUCUUCCAUGAGAGCAACUUUCAGGGACUCAUUGAAAAGGUGCGGGAGCGUGGCCGUGCCUCCACCACCCAGCGCAUGACAGAGCAGAUCAACCGCCUUUUCUCAACCUCUGAUGCUGAGGCCGGCCUGCUCACCUCUCAGUUGAGCUCUGGUGAUGACACGAAGUCUGAAUUGGGCAAGUCUGACAAGGCUGAUGUCCCUAAGAGUAACAAAAGUAGUUCAAGCAACAAGGACAACAAAAGCAGCAAGGAGUGUGGGGGUCCAGCCAACACAGAAGGUGAUAUUUUGUCAUCCAAGGAUGCAAUUUUGAACAGCUCAACUACACUCUCUGAGAACCUGGCAAACCUCAGCAUGUCUCAGUCCAAAGCCAGCAAGCCUGAAAAGAUGUUAGAUGGGGGUCGCAACAGAGGAGGGGAGCUGCGCCACAAGAGAAUGAGUGAGACAGACAUGACCCUUCAUGAGAAAGCUUAUACUGAUACACGCCUCAAGGAUUCCAAAAGCUGCAAUGAUCUCAAGGUGUCGUGUGACAGUGGAGUGACUGAAGAGAUCCGCACAUCCCACAUGUGUGCCCAGCUGUGUUCUCUCAUGAAGGCUCAGCUGCUGAAGACUUAUGAGGAGGUGGUCUUCCGCUUUGGGGGACACUUUGACAUGAGCCUCAUGCAAGAUUGUCAGGAAGAAGAGAGAGUGACAGUGGAUGAAGGAAGAGUCGUUUUAGAUGAGGAGAGAAUGCUGGCAGAGUGGGCACAAAUGCACAGUGAUAACAAGGAAAACAUUCCCAUGUUUGAAGAUAUCGUUAAUGAAAAUACUUCUGCUCCUAAUGCAAACUCUGUUGAAGUGGGCUCUGAGGAUGUGGAGAUGGGGCUAACCGAGGCAGGUGCUGUGUCUGAUGCUACAAAGGAGAAGGAAAUAAGUGAAGAGACACCAUCUCCUUCAUUUGUGUCACCCAUUGCUGCUUCACCAGUCACUAAUGGCAGUGUGAUAACUAGCAAUGGAAAUGAAAGUGAAACCACCAAUAGAAACACCUCUGUGGAAGAUUCUGCCAAUGAUGACUUGAUAGAUGCCAUCAUUGCUAAUGCUGUUGCUGCUGUCAAUGGUGAAGUCUCUGUGUCGGUGAUGGGCAUGUGUCCCGAGGCAGUUGUUAGUCCUGCAGAAGGUGUUGGAGAAGCUAUUGCCAGCUCUGAGCCAGACGGAUUCCAGGUUCUUGAGGCAGCUCCAGACAGUCAUAAGUUCAAGCUCACCAUGUUCCAGCCCACUGACCCUCAGCAUUUCUACCGAACUGUGCGUAAGGAGAUGAAGCUCCUCAACACUUCCCUCCCGCCAGGCAUCUGGGUCAGGGGAUAUGAAGACAGAAUGGACCUGUACUCUGUCAUGAUCCGGGGACCAGAGAGGACACCAUAUGAGGAUGGUCUCUUCUUCUUUGACUUCCAGCUCUCUGCAGAUUAUCCUCGAGCUCCACCUUUAUGUCACUAUGUCACUUAUUGUUCAGACAAGUUGAACCCAAACCUUUAUGAAGAUGGAAAGGUGUGUGUUUCUCUUCUGGGCACCUGGAGUGGGAAGGGGACAGAAGUGUGGACCAGCCAGAGCAAUCUUCUCCAGGUCAUAAUUUCCAUCCAGGGAUUGAUUCUUGUCAGUGAACCAUAUUUCAACGAGGCUGGCUAUGAACGCCAGAAAGGAACUCAGCAAGGACGGGAAAAUUCUCGCAUGUACAACGAAAUGGUUGUGCUGAAGUUGAUUCAAGCAAUGGCCAAAGUUAUUCAAGCACCUCCUGAUAUAUUCAGAAAUGAAAUUAUUCAUCAUUUCCAUAUAAAAGCAGCCAGACAAGUUCAAAGAUUGGAAUGUUGGCUGGAAAUUUCAGAAAAUUACAACAUCACCCACCCUCUGUCACCAACAACUCCCACCACAUUCCGGGAGAUUCAUAACUCAGCUGUCAAGGUUGAUUUACCAGAGUUCCCCUUGAUUCCCGCCUCCAAGGGAUUUUGCAUCACCCUGCGAAAGACUCUGAAGCAGUUCAAGUCCAUACUGGAGAGUGUCGGCGUGUCUUUUGACUCCUUACCUGACUCAGCCGAGGGCAAGGCCGGCCUCACCCCCACAGAGACCCAAGCUUCAGCCGUCCCACCAGCCCUCACCGACCUUGAGAACGUUGCCGGUCGUAACUCGUAGCUAUUAUCCAAUUCUAGCUCAUUUUUCCCAUUUAUUAGUAGUCUAUUUAUUAAUGUUGCUAUUCAGUGCCUGUGUGGGUUGUGGAGUUCGUUGGGUCUUGAGAAGUUUGAAUUUUAUAAUUUGUUUGUUUUCUCUAACAUGGUAAAUCUUUUUCCCUUUUAUAAUGAGGCAAAAAGGAGAUGAUAUAUUGCCAUUACAGUCAGAUAUUUUUUAUUUCACACAUUGUAUUUAAUAGGGAGUACACAUAUUCCUUCGUAUAUUUGGUUAUCCUGAUGAACUGCAGUUGUUAAUCUGUUAAUGAUCUAUAUUUUUGUGAACUUUGUGAUAAUAAUACCUCUAAUACUACUACUUAUUUGUUUAGUUGUUAUGUCUGUGAUUCUCAUUUUGCUUUCAGUAUUUCAAGUAUCAUCCACAUAUCUUCAUACAUACAUGGUUUGUUCUCACGUCUGAAUUUGCUGCAAAGACAUGCAAUUACUGUAUGUGAAAGUUAAGCUGUAAGCAAUGCUGUUGUUUUCCCUGCCGUUGAAUAUCUAUGGGGGCGAGAAUGUUCCCCUGCAUUAGUUAGGCUCUGUCUGAUCCUCUUACUGUGAGGUCUGGCUUUCAGUGUAGCUGUGCAAACCAGAGGUCAUGUCCAACUUCCUAAGUGAGCUGGAAUAUAUACAUCAUUUAUUUAUUUUAUUAUUAUUAUUAUUGUUAUUAUUAUUUUAUUAUUAUCAUUAUUAUUAUUACCAAUGUUUUUAUUUUUUUUGUAAAUGACGAGAUAAAAGUAUAUGAGUUGAAAUUCAGAAUGGAAGCUGGUGCUCAUUAAAUAGUUCAUCACUAACUUUAUAUUUUUUUAAUAUGUAGAUCACCAUUUACAGAUUGUAGCAGGCACCACAAAGAAGGUUUUACCAUUAGUACAGGAACAGCAUCUGUCUUUGCUAGGAAAUAGUUUAUUUCCUUUUUUAUAUAAGAAAAGAUACAUUAUUAAUUAGGUUUGAAGUCAGGAGAACUUAGUUUUUGUUAUUUAUUUUAGUCUGUUAAACCAUUUGUUGUGGGCUCAUACGUGUAUACACUGCCAUUCUCUUCCAACUGAUGUAAGGAGCAGUGCUAAAUAGUGUGGUGAGCUGUGAAUUAAUUUUAAAUUUGAGUCCACUGUACUAUUCAUUAUAAAAGUGCCUUUUUUCAAUAUAUGUCAUUGUUUUCUGUACUUUUUCUUUUUUCAUCUGGAAAUUAAGUUAUGAAUUUGAGCAGAGUGAGUAUUGUAGGAGAGUGAAUAUAUGAAGAAUUCAUAUAUAGUGUUAAGGACUGUUUAGGAAUUGUUAUAACUAGCACAAACACUUUAAUUUUGUGUGGAUGAACACAUCCGUCACGUUUCUGAAGCAAAUGACAGUGGGAUGUGUAUACACUCAACCCUCAAGACUUCAUGGAAUUGACUGUUGUCAUCCAAACCUCUAAAUCACUAAAUCACUUAAAACAUGAUUUAUCAUGUAUAAUUACAAUAAUAUUAUAGAAACAUUUCAGCUGUUGAAAGUCCCUGACUUACAACAAAAUCAUAAUUUUCAUAUUCCCAAAAAUGACUGAGCAUAUACAUUGGAUAAUUGUAUUUUUUUGUGGGGAGUGGGGUGAGGGGGCUAAUAAUCUUUGUCAUUCUCUUGCAUUUUUUUCAUUUUUUUGUACUUUCAAAACAUGAAAUAAUAUCCCUCUGCUACUGAAAAUUUUGUCAUGUUAUAUUGCACAUUAUGCUAUUAACACAUGUAUAUGAGUGUAUGGUUAAUCCCACACUCAAUCUCUUGCUAUGUUUCUGUUAUGCAUGGUCAGGUCAGGUCAGGCCACGGUGCUUAUUAUGAUGUAACAAUGACAGUGUUCAGUGAUGACGUGGCAAAAGUGGAUUUAGUGUACCAAUACACAAACUACAAAUUAUUCCCAUGGAUUUGUAUUUUUUAAAAUUAUUAUUAUUAUCUAUUUAUUAAUUAAUUUAUUUACUUACUUAUUUAUUUUUUUCUUUAUUACCGAGGCUACAGUUAGCUGUGAUAUGAGAGGGUUGAGAGCAUACUAUUGUUUGAAAUUGAGAGGGAAUUUUCAGGUAGGUUAAAAUUUGCAAUCCAUUCAUAGAGUAAUUGUUUUAUGGUGUUGGUACUGAUUUAACCUUGUCUCUGAGUUAUGAAAAGCACAUCAUAGAAUUUUCAUGAAAAAAAAAAGACUGAUAUGGACUUAAGUAGGGAACUGUGAUUUGAAUUAAGUCUUCAAGCUUUAAGAGGCAAUAUUACAAAAACUCAACACAUUUAUUAGUAGUUGCUUAGAUUCUUAUUUAAAUGCUUUGUGUGGUUAGAUUAAAUAUUUAUGUAAUAUUUAUUUAUGUUUGAGUAAGUGGCAACGUGUAGCUGAUGGAAUGGUCAUGUUCAGUACGUAUGAAAAUUGUGUCAGAGACUUAGUGUGCAUCUACAUUGUUUGUCUGGUUAAUAUUAUGGUCUGAAUCUCAUGAUGCGUCAUCACUGAGAUGCAUCACAUUAGAGAUCUUGAAUAUUUAGCAUAAUUUAGUUUUUGAAUUAGUGAUUUGUACAGUAUUGAGGCAAGUGACUUGUUGGUCAGAGCUGUGACUUCAUUUGUGUUGACAAUGAAAGAGUUUCAAGAUUAUGUUUACGCAUUGGACACAAGCAACAGAAAGAUCUCUACUGUUAAAUUUGUUAUAAAGAUGCAUGGAGACUCUGGCCACAUCAUCUGUGCUGAAACUUCGUUGAGGCAGAUCAUGACAGGAUUGUAACCAAUGAGUGUGUCAGCUGCCAGCUACUGUCCUCUUCAAGUAGCCAGUCAAUAGCAUCCUGCUAGCCCAGGAGUGUGAUGGGGACCACUACUAACUCUAUAUACUCUCUCUCUCUCUCUCUCUCUCUCUCUCUCUCUCUCUCUCUCUCUCUCUCUCUCUCUCUCUCUCUCUCUCUCUCGUGUACAUUACAUGUCACUCGCCUCACAAUUGUAGAGAAUGCAUCAGUUUUCCUUCCACAGUACUUGCAUCUUUCUUUUGAAAGUAUCCAUUGGUGUUACAUUAGCUUAUGUGUCAUUCUAGCAAUCCUUAUAUCAAUUGAUUCAAUACAUUGGAUAUAUUUAUUAGGCUGUAUUUGUAAUUGUGUUUUUGGAUUUUUUUUGUUUUACAUUGUUUUCUUAUUGCAUACAAAUAUUUAGAAUGGAUUUUGAUGACUAUUUAUUGAAAUUCUCAAGAGAAGAGAGUGUUACAGUUGCCUACUCUUGUGUAUUCCAUGCCACCUACUUAAAUUAUCACUUUUCUUGGCCUUCACCAUCACUUUGUUGUGUCUGUCAUUCAUGGGGCAAUAGUCACUCAGCCACUCCAAGGGUGAGGAAGACUACCUAAUUAGAACUCACUCAGGUUCUUCGUAGCAUGGCAGGCUUUAUCACUCCAGGAAAGAAAAGUAACUGCUUGUGGUUCAAAUCAUAAUUAUUAUCUCUACUAUCAGUUUGAUUGUCAUUGAUUGUGUUGUGAAAGAGCAUGUUCUUUGUUGUGUGAUAAUUAUACAAUAUGAAAUGUGCCUAUCACUUAAUGAAUUACACAUUUAGUUGCUGUGUGUGUGUGUGUGUGUGUGUGUGUGUGUGUGUGUGUGUGUGUGUGUGUGUGUGUGUGUGUGUGUGUGUGCCUUUUCACACAUACAAGUAUAUAAUUUACUAUUGUUGCAUUAUGCACUGUCUUGGUUCAGUAUGGAUGGGUAUAGUAAUGAUAAAUACACAUACUAGCUUCUCAUUCAGUAUUGCAGACUGUCUGUUAAUGCCAUCAUACAAAGUGGAGUGGUGUUAUAAUAAUUUAAGCUUGUCAUUGAAAACUUGCCAUUGUCUUUACAGAAAUAAUUGUUUUUACAGGAUUUCUCUUAUAACUGACUCUUCAGAAAUUAUCAGGCUUGAUACUGGGUGUCUGCCAUCCUCCUUGUUUACAUAACUGAAAACUGGACCCAAACUGAGUAAUGUGUGUUACCAUCACCUUUACUGUCAUGAUCUCACUACAGCAAUGCAAUGGCUGUCAUUCAUUAUUAUCAUUAUUUUAUUCCCCUAUGCUGUCAUCCUUAUCCAUGAUGGGAAAAUCCAAAAUUUUGGAAUAGAAAGUAAAAUGUUCUUCAAACUGUGUGUAUUCUCACACCAUUCUAUCAUUGAUAGUUCGAGCCAAAGCCCUUGAAGAUAUAUUUUCAUAAUAAUAAACUAGAAGUAUUCUUAAAUAUGUUACAUUAAUAUAUUAUACAUUGAACAUUUUAAUGUCCCUGAUGUUAUGUCAUUAUAGAAAAUGUAUUCAAGACUGGUUGUUAAGUAGGUGAUUUCCCUUUUCCUCAACUAGGUUAUAAAUUAUGAUUUAUUAAAAAAUGUUAGUUCAGUUAGCCCCCUUUAAACAGCAUUAAAAAGGAGAACAGCAGUGAAUAUGGUGAGCAUAAGCAUAACUCUUAUGCUCUUAUACAGUCAAGUUUAUACAGUUCACUUUCUUUUUUAAGGAUUAAACACACACACACACACACACACACACACACACACCUUGUUGUCCUGGUGUGUGCCUGGUCUCAGAUCUAUCCCAAGAUCGGAAAUAAUGAGCUCUGAGCUCGUUCCGUAGGGUAACGUCUGGCUGUCUUGUCAUAGACUGCAGCAGAUCAAACAGUGAAUUACACACACACACACACACACACACACACACACACACACACACACACCCCUAACAUUCUGCAUUUAUGGAGGAUAUCCAGGAGCAAAAUGAGAAUGCUGAGGUGGGGUUUGUUUUGGUAUUCACCUUGUAGCUGUAUUCCUGAGGCUUUAUUAUAUCUGCUCUUUAUCUUGACAAACAUUUCCAGUUCAAUUUUUUUUUUACAAGAAAAAUCUGUUUACAUAUCAGAAUACUAUUGUUGAAGUUAUGAAUUGAAAUAGAGAAUAAUAUAUUUAUGUAUUGGACAUAAGUAAAUUAGAGUAAAACAAGGGCAAUGAAUGGUCAGCACCCAUGAAAAUCAUAUUAUUGGGAGAAUGUUUGGCUAUCUAAGAGUCCCAGCAGUUUUUCACAUAAGCUGAAGUGAAUGCUGGCAAUGGUUGGCUCCAAAAGGAAGCUACGAUUGCUACAUUGUAAGUGCACCUCCAUCAUUUGAUAUUCAUCCCUUUAAUGCAAAUGCUGCAUGUGUAAAUGCCUGGCUAUCAAUUACCUAAAACUUGCUGUUGAAACAAGACAUUGGUUUUAUUUAUAUAACUGUCUAUGCACAAAUCAGCAACCUAUCAGUGAAAUAACUGGUGGUGCCCGUCUUUAAAUCUUCAUGCAGUGAUUAAUACAGACAAUAUUCUGAGCUGGAGUAGUUGGAAAUCAGCCCAAGUAAUCAAGAUGUUUAUUUUCAUUUGCUUUGAUUAUCUUAUCAAAGCUAAAAUGCUUACACAACAUAAUAAAUAUUCAUCAAUCUUCAUAGGAGAGCACACACAUUUUAUAAAGCUAAGAAUUACUGAACCUAUAAUAUGAAAGUGAAAGGUAACUACAAAUUCUGUACACAACUAUAUCCUCUACUUUGUUGUGUCUAUUUUUGCUGUGUGUUUGGGAGCAGCAUGAGUUUCUAGUCAGGCCUUCCCUUUCCUUGCCCUCCUCUGCUUCACCAUAUAGUGUGGUGAUGGCUAAGGGUGUUCUUUACGGUAUUUUGUAUACAGCUCUUUGCUUCUUAAGUUUAACUUUACUAACUUAUUUACCAUGAUGUCACUGUAAUAUAACCUUCCACUAUAGAUGAUAGGAUAUAAGGGCUAUUCAGUGUUUCCACAGUUGUGUCUAUGCACAAGAUUUUUAUCAGUAUGUAUAAUAUAUUGGACUUUUUUGUGGUUUGUUUGAUGAAGGUGUUUGAGAAUAUUUUGAUUGUCAUGACCAUCGUAUUACUGAAGUAAACAGAUUCAUGCAAGCUUACUUUAUUACUUGGGAAAUACUUAGAUUUUUCUUGUGAUGUAGUACACCUUGCAUAUAUGAUAUAUGAUAUAUAUAUAUAUAUAUAUAUAUAUAUAUAUAUAUAUAUAUAUAUAUAUAUAUAUAUAUAUAUAUACCAUCCAUUCCUAUUUUCAUUAUUAUUACUUGUCAUUGCUUUACGGAUACAGAGAUUAAUUUUUCAGGUUCAUACUUGCAUAAUUCUGGAUAGAUGAUAGAAGUUGUUGCUUAAUGAUAUAUGACUUCUUUGUAUAUGCACAUGUAAAAGAUGAAAUUACAUGAUACAUAUUAGAUGCUGAUGUUUGCAGCAGAGCACUGUCCAUAUGAUGCAAUUGGCAAUGCAUGUAGUUCUUAAAAGAUAGCAGAAAUAAUGCCAGUUGCAAGUUAGUCUCACAAGCCCAUCACCAUAUGAGUAUUAUUUGAUCAAUUCCACAUUUGAUGGCAGCAUGACUUUGAGGGUUUUCUCAGUUUGAGUUAGUCCAAGUAAUCAUUGAUGUUUCAGGCUUCAGUCAUGUUUGUACAGUUUGCUCUUGAAGAGAAGACGUAUGAAAUAUAUUUGGAUACCAUUUUGUAUCAUGGUAUGUUGAAUAGUAUCUCACAGCAUAGUAGAUGUAGUUGUACAUUAAAAAGCUAAAGUUUAUCAGUUUGCAGAAUAACAAAAGUAUUUGUUAUGACACUCUUCAAUGUUGAUUUUGAUGAUAUUGUACUAUUCAUGUCAUAGUAUAAUUUUUCUAUUCAGCAUAAUAAUUACACAAGUUGGAAGUAUGUACAACAUUGUCAGGUGAGAAGUAUCAAUUCCUUGCAAUUUUUAGCUUCAUUCUUUUACCAUUUGACACAUUUGGUUGUAUGUUGUAUGAGCUAUAUUAAAGUAAAAGAUAAUUAAAA